AUGAUCCAACACUUCCAGAGGCAUGCGAUGAGAAUCUCGAAGCUGGAGCAGGAAUCUCUGAGUUGGGGCGGCGCGUCGUCCCUUUCCACCGCCUGUCGAUCAGGGGUUUCUCAUCUUCCUCCCAAGCACGGUAUGAUAGAAGCAGAUGGUGUGAUUGAGCUUGGGGGAGAGGCGGUGGGUAUGGCGAACAAUGGUGGGAGUCAGAGGCAGUGGUCUAGCUUCAUCCCUCCCUCGUCGCCGUUGAACUAUUGA
Messenger RNA from Linum trigynum, 252 nucleotides. The record is from the annotation of a GenBank genome assembly. NCBI's taxonomy places the organism in Eukaryota, Viridiplantae, Streptophyta, Magnoliopsida, Malpighiales, Linaceae.